AUGGAAGGACAAAUAAAUAAAAACUAUCUCAAUUUCAUAUAAAAUAAGUCGAUAAUCGCCUAAGAAAUAUGCUUAUACUUGAAAAAGUCCUUUGGGAUUUAACCUACUAUAGAUUAAAAAUUUAUUUUUUUACUUAGUAUAGAUCAUGGGGAACUAAAUAACUCUAAGGUAAAAGAAUAAAGAAGAUGA
Molecule: messenger RNA, 189 nt
Organism: Paramecium octaurelia
Lineage: Eukaryota; Ciliophora; Oligohymenophorea; Peniculida; Parameciidae
Source: the annotation of a GenBank genome assembly